Orbicella faveolata is the source of this 1685-nucleotide messenger RNA. RefSeq names its product collagen alpha-1(X) chain-like. The record is from RefSeq and is a predicted model, not a curated record. NCBI's taxonomy places the organism in Eukaryota, Metazoa, Cnidaria, Anthozoa, Scleractinia, Merulinidae.
CCACUGUUUUUUCAAAAUCCGCGAAUCCGCUCGAUUUGCCGCAAAAAUCCACAACCCGCGCCCUUUUUAAGGCCUAAUCCGUCGAUCCAAAAGCCUGCUUCCCCCCUCUAUGAAUGAGGGUAUCACCUCUUUAAGCAGGAUAAAGGAAUAUGAACCCGUAUUCGUGUUGUUUUAUCCGACUUUUUUACUCAUACUGUCACACCACUUGCACGUAAUAAUUAAGGGAUAGGGGAAAAUAUGCACGUGAUGUUAAUGAGAUAUGUCUAGAACAUAAAAAUCUAAAUGGUAUAACUUCUCAGGGCAGGAUGAAGGAAUAUGAACAAAAUUUGAAUCGUCACGCAAACUUUCAUUUGACUUAAUUGUACGUACCAGCCUUGCAAUUCGGCAAAAUACACUCACUUAAGGGUGACGUUGGGAAAAAACAUUUCAGAAAGAUGAGAUCCUAGCUGAGAAGUUCAGUAAUUCAGUAUCCUGUAGAUCUUCAUAUACAGGAAUGGCCCAAGUUUAUAUAUUGAAACGAAACAUUUACCAACAUCCAAGCGUUCUAUUUCUUGCCAGCCUGCUAUCGCAAAUGAGUGAAUAAAACGCAGACGAGUUAAUUGCGCUGAGCACAGUUGCCCCUGCGCUCUGCCUAAUUACAACAGUGGACGUGUAGCACUCAAAGAGCGGCAGGGUACAAAUUGCUUUUUGAGAUUUUAAGCAAUUAUCCAGAAACUUGGCAGUAAUAUAGAACUCGCGCGUCAUUCCCUACAUGCCUACUAAACACGCAAGAGCGCUGGAAGAUUUACGUCACAGGACUUUGAAAUUCAAAUCGCCAUUGUCAACACCUACACAUAUCAGAAGCUUUAGCGGUUUGCCUCGCCUCUGUUAGCUAGAAAGAAACGGGAGGUGUACGACUUUUUUCAGCUACAGCUUCAUGAAUUCUAAAUGAGAUAAGAAUCUAAAUUAUUUCUUUGCUCUGCAGUUAAAAAUACGUCGGAAACACAGUCAACGACACUCAGAACAAGAAAUCGCAGGCAAGCUUCCGACACUUCUCCUGUAACAAUUGAAGACGUACGCAACGAGAUCAUCAAACAGUUUGAACAACUUAUGCCCGUUCAGUAUUGCAAGUCAAGUGAGAAAGUAUGUCCUGCUGGUCCCCCCGGAGUCCCUGGUACUAGAGGUGCAAAAGGGUCUCGUGGAAUGAGUGUCAUGGGACCCCCCGGUAUGGACGGGAAAACAGGAAUGACCGGACCUACCGGACCAAGAGGAGAAAAAGGAGAAAUAGGAGUGCCAGGAUCGAAAGGAAUUCAGGGACCGCCGGGAAAACCAGGUCCUCCCGGAAUCCCCGGUUCUAGAGGUGCAAAAGGAUUUCCUGGAAUUACUGUCAUGGGACCUCCCGGUAUGGACGGGAAAACUGGAAUGAUCGGACCUACCGGACCGAGGGGAGAAAAAGGAGAAAUGGGAGUGCCAGGACCGAAAGGAAUGCCGGGACCACCGGGAAAACCCGGAGAAAAAUAUCUGCUCCACAAGUGAUGUUAUCACCUGCUAAACAAACUCGAGAUGAGGGAGGAAAUACGAAAUUUUAUUGCACUGCUGGUGGAAAUCCACGUCCUAGAAUCGAAUGGAGAUUCAAGGGCAGAAAGCUUCUGUCAGGAUCUAAACACUGGAUCGAAGAUGAUGGAGACCUGAACAUUAAACAUUUA